Molecule: messenger RNA, 4730 nt
Organism: Propithecus coquereli (Coquerel's sifaka)
Lineage: Eukaryota; Metazoa; Chordata; Mammalia; Primates; Indriidae
Gene: USP32
Product: ubiquitin specific peptidase 32
Exons: 32
Coding region: 157-4566 (1469 amino acids)
Biological process (GO): protein deubiquitination
Cellular component (GO): Golgi apparatus
Molecular function (GO): calcium ion binding; cysteine-type deubiquitinase activity
Source: RefSeq, a predicted model, not a curated record
AUUUACUGUUCUUUUGGCGGAACAUCCAAAGGGCUGCACUUCAAUAACUUAAUAGUUGGACUUGUCCUCCUUACAAGAGGCAGAGAUGAAGAGAAAGCAAAAUACAUUUUCAGUCUUUUUUCAAGUGAAUCUGGGAGCUAUGUUGUACGAGAAGAAAUGGAAAGAAUGCUCCAUGUAGUGGAUGGUAAAGUCCCAGAUACACUCAGAAAGUGUUUCUCAGAGGGUGAAAAGGUAAACUAUGAAAAGUUUAGAAAUUGGCUUCUUCUAAACAAAGAUGCUUUUACUUUCUCUCGUUGGCUACUAUCUGGAGGUGUGUAUGUUACCCUCACGGAUGAUAGUGAUACUCCCACUUUCUACCAAACUCUGGCUGGAGUUACACAUUUGGAGGAAUCAGACAUCAUUGAUCUCGAGAAACGCUAUUGGUUGCUGAAGGCUCAAUCCCGGACUGGACGAUUUGAUUUAGAGACAUUUGGCCCAUUGGUUUCACCACCUAUUCGGCCAUCUCUAAGUGAAGGGUUGUUUAAUGCUUUUGAUGAAAAUCGUGACAAUCACAUAGAUUUUAAGGAGAUAUCCUGUGGGUUAUCAGCUUGUUGCAGGGGACCCCUGGCUGAAAGGCAAAAAUUUUGCUUCAAGGUGUUUGAUGUUGACCGUGAUGGAGUUCUUUCCAGGAUUGAACUGAGAGACAUGGUGGUUGCACUUCUAGAGGUCUGGAAGGACAACCGUACUGAUGAUAUCCCUGAAUUACAUACGGAUCUCUCUGACAUUGUAGAAGGCAUAUUGAAUGCACAUGAUACCACAAAGAUGGGUCAUCUUACUCUGGAAGACUAUCAGAUCUGGAGUGUGAAAAAUGUUCUUGCCAAUGAAUUUUUGAAUCUCCUUUUCCAGGUAUGUCAUAUAGUUCUGGGAUUAAGACCAGCUACUCCAGAAGAAGAAGGACAAAUUAUUAGAGGAUGGUUAGAACGAGAGAGCAGAUAUGGUCUGCAACCAGGACACAAUUGGUUUAUCAUCUCCAUGCAGUGGUGGCAACAGUGGAAAGAAUAUGUCAAAUACGAUGCUAACCCUGUUGUAAUUGAGCCAUCAUCUAUUAUGAAUGGAGGGAAACAUUCGUUCGGAACACCAGUACAUCCUAUGGAGCAGGGUGAAGACAGAAUUGGUGGCAGCCUCAGUUAUGUGAAUGCCACAGAAGAGAAAUUUUCAGACAACAUUUCUACUGCAUCUGAAGCCUCAGAAACUGCUGGCAGCGGCUUUCUGUAUUCUGCCACACCAGGGGCAGAUGUGUGCUUUGCUCGACAACAUAACACUUCUGACAAUAACAACCAGUGUUUGCUAGGAGCCAAUGGGAAUAUUUUGUUGCACCUUAAUCCUCAGAAACCAGGGGCUAUUGAUAACCAGCCACUAGUAACUCAAGAACCAGUAAAGGCUACAUCAUUAACACUAGAAGGAGGACGAUUAAAACGAACUCCACAGCUGAUCCAUGGACGAGAUUAUGAAAUGGUCCCAGAACCUGUGUGGAGAGCACUUUAUCAUUGGUAUGGAGCAAACCUGGCCUUACCUAGACCAGUGAUCAAGAAUAGCAAGACAGACAUUCCAGAACUGGAAUUAUUUCCUCGCUAUCUUCUCUUCCUGAGACAGCAGCCUGCUACUCGGACACAGCAGUCUAACAUCUGGGUGAAUAUGGGAAAUGUACCUUCUCCGAAUGCACCUUUAAAGCGGGUAUUAGCCUAUACAGGCUGUUUUAGUCGAAUGCAAACCAUCAAGGAAAUUCAUGAAUAUCUAUCUCAAAGGCUGCGCAUUAAAGAGGAAGAUAUGCGCCUGUGGCUAUAUAACAGUGAGAAUUACCUUACUCUGCUGGAUGAUGAGGAUCAUAGAUUGGAAUAUUUGAAAAUCCAGGAUGAACAGCACCUGGUAAUUGAAGUUCGCAACAAAGAUAUGAGUUGGCCCGAGGAGAUGUCUUUUAUAGCAAAUAGUAGUAAAAUAGAUAGACACAAGGUUCCCACAGAAAAGGGAGCCACAGGUCUGAGCAACCUGGGAAACACAUGCUUCAUGAACUCAAGCAUCCAGUGUGUUAGUAACACACAACCACUGACACAGUAUUUUAUCUCAGGGAGACAUCUUUAUGAACUCAACAGGACAAAUCCCAUUGGUAUGAAGGGACAUAUGGCUAAAUGCUAUGGUGAUUUAGUACAGGAACUUUGGAGUGGAACUCAGAAGAAUGUUGCCCCAUUAAAGCUUCGGUGGACCAUAGCAAAAUAUGCUCCCAGGUUUAAUGGAUUCCAGCAACAAGACUCCCAAGAACUCCUGGCGUUUCUCUUGGAUGGUCUUCAUGAAGAUCUCAACCGAGUCCAUGAGAAACCAUAUGUGGAACUGAAAGACAGUGAUGGCCGACCAGACUGGGAAGUAGCUGCAGAGGCCUGGGACAACCAUUUGAGAAGAAAUAGAUCAAUUGUUGUGGAUCUGUUCCAUGGGCAGCUGAGAUCUCAAGUCAAAUGCAAGACAUGUGGGCAUAUAAGUGUCCGAUUUGACCCUUUUAAUUUUUUGUCUUUGCCACUACCAAUGGACAGUUAUAUGCACUUAGAAAUAACAGUAAUUAAGUUAGAUGGUACUACCCCUGUACGAUACGGAUUAAGACUGAAUAUGGAUGAAAAGUACACUGGUUUAAAAAAACAGCUGAGUGAUCUCUGUGGACUUAAUUCAGAACAAAUCCUUCUUGCAGAAGUGCAUGGUUCCAACAUAAAGAACUUCCCUCAGGACAACCAAAAAGUGCGACUUUCAGUGAGUGGAUUUUUGUGUGCAUUUGAAAUUCCUGUUCCUGCAUCUCCAAUUUCAGCUUCUAGUCCAACACAGACAGACUUCUCUUCUUCCCCAUCUACGAAUGGAGUAUUCACCCUGACUACCAAUGGGGACCUACCCCGACCAAUAUUCAUCCCCAAUGGAAUGCCAAACACUGUUGUGCCAUGUGGAACUGAGAAGAACUUCACAAAUGGAAUGGUGAAUGGUCAUAUGCCAUCUCUUCCUGACAACCCCUUUACAGGCUACAUCAUUGCAAUCCACCGAAAAAUGAUGAGGACAGAACUGUAUUUCCUGUCAUCUCAGAAGAAUCGCCCCAGCCUCUUUGGAAUGCCAUUGAUUGUUCCAUGUACUGUGCAUACACGGAAGAAAGACCUAUAUGAUGCAGUUUGGAUUCAAGUAUCUCGAUUAGCCAGCCCACUCCCACCUCAGGAAGCUAGUAAUCACGCUCAGGAUUGCGAUGACAGUAUGGGCUAUCAAUAUCCGUUCACUCUACGAGUUGUGCAGAAAGAUGGGAACUCCUGCGCGUGGUGCCCAUGGUAUAGUAUUGCUGUGGAUUGGGACCCCACAGCCCUUCACCUUCGCUAUCAAACGUCACAGGAAAGGGUCGUAGAUGAGCAUGAGAGUGUGGAACAGAGUCGGCGAGCGCAAGCUGAACCCAUCAACCUGGACAGUUGUCUCCGUGCUUUCACCAGUGAGGAGGAGCUGGGGGAAAAUGAGAUGUACUACUGCUCCAAGUGUAAGACCCACUGCUUGGCAACCAAGAAGCUGGAUCUCUGGAGGCUUCCACCCAUCCUGAUUAUUCACCUUAAACGAUUCCAAUUUGUAAAUGGUCGAUGGAUAAAGUCACAGAAAAUUGUUAAAUUUCCUCGGGAAAGUUUUGACCCUAGUGCUUUUUUGGUACCAAGAGACCCGGCUCUCUGCCAGCGUAAACCACUCACACCCCAGGGGGACGACCUCUCUGAGCCAAGGGUUCUGGCAGGAGAGGUGAAGAAAGUGGAUUCUCAGAGCUCAGCUGGGGAAGACGAUGUGCUCCUGAGCAAGAGCCCGUCCUCGCUCAGUGCAAACGUCAUCAGUAGCCCGAAAGGUUCACCUUCUUCAACAAGGAAAAGUGGAACCAGCUGUCCCUCCAGCAAAAACAGCAGCCCUAACAGCAGCCCACGGACUUUGGGGAGGAGCAAAGGGAGGCUCCGGCUUCCCCAGAUUGGCAGCAAAAAUAAACUGUCAAAUAGUAAGGAGAACUUGGAUGCCAGCAAAGAGAAUGGGGCUGGGCAGGUCUGUGAGCUGGCUGAUGCCUGGAGCCGAGGGCAUUUGCUGGGGGGCAGCCAACCUGAGCUGGUCACCCCUCAGGACCACGAGGUAGCUUUGGCCAAUGGAUUCCUCUAUGAGCAUGAGGCAUGUGGCAAUGGCUAUAGCAAUGGUCAGCUUGGAAACCACAGUGAAGAAGACAGCACUGAUGACCAAAGAGAAGAUACGCGUAUUAAGCCUAUUUAUAAUCUAUAUGCAAUAUCGUGCCAUUCAGGAAUUCUAGGUGGGGGCCAUUACGUCACUUAUGCCAAAAACCCAAACUGCAAGUGGUACUGUUACAAUGACAGCAGUUGUAAGGAACUUCACCCUGAUGAAAUUGACACCGACUCUGCCUACAUUCUUUUCUAUGAGCAGCAGGGGAUAGACUAUGCACGAUUUCUGCCAAAGAUCGAUGGCAAAAAGAUGGCAGACACAAGCAGCAUGGAUGAAGACUUUGAGUCUGAUUACAAAAAGUACUGUGUGUUGCAGUAAAGCUACCACUCUCGCUGCUAGACAGCCUGGUGGUGAGGGAGAUGACUCCUUGUAGCUGACAUUUGGCAAAAGCAUCAGUGAAAGGCAAGCUAAAUGUAGUUAUUUUAUCCUGUGACCCUGAAGCACAAAAUAAAAAUCCUAAUUAAAAUAGCAGUUAACUUUAA